This is a messenger RNA of Galendromus occidentalis (western predatory mite), 1707 nucleotides long. RefSeq names its product cholinesterase-like. Lineage: Eukaryota; Metazoa; Arthropoda; Arachnida; Mesostigmata; Phytoseiidae. Gene Ontology annotation, molecular function: acetylcholinesterase activity. Gene Ontology annotation, cellular component: plasma membrane. The transcript is spliced from 2 exons. The record is from RefSeq and is a predicted model, not a curated record. Gene Ontology annotation, biological process: choline metabolic process; acetylcholine catabolic process. Bases 1 to 1707 code for a protein of 568 amino acids.
AUGCGGCAUCUCAUACUUCUGGCCACACUGUUCAGUCCAAGCUAUUUUCGACUGCAUAACGGAUAUGGCAACCGAGUUCAAUACGACGAGCUGUCGGACCAGGCGAACACGUUGUACACACCGUACGGAGUUAUCCGCGGGAGCGAGACUUCGGUGCGCGGAGUACCGAUCCGUCAAUAUUUCGGCAUUCCCUACGCGAGGCCCCCCGUGAAGAAACUUCGUUUCCAGAAGCCGCGGCCGCUCCCCUGGCGAAAAUCACGCGUCAUUCUCGCAACUCGGAUGGGCCCGUCGUGCCCCCAGACUCCGUACUACUUUGAUGAUACGCGCAACAACAGACACAUGCGAUUUAGCGAAGAUUGCCUCUACCUCAAUGUGUGGACGGCCCAGCUCGCCCCCCUCCGGCCCGUGGUGGUAUUUCUUCAUGGGGGUUUCUUUACGCACGGUGGUAGCGAAUCGCCGAAUCUGGAUAUGAGCCACCUGGCAGCGCGUGGGGUUGUGGCCGUGUCUUUCAACUACCGUCUUAACGCGAUGGGUUUCCUUUACGCCGGCGUUCCGCAGGCGUCAGGCAACAUGGGCCUGUACGACCAGCAGUUGGCGCUGCAGUGGAUUCGUAAGCACAUUCACUACUUCGGUGGAGACCCCGCCCGGAUGACCGUCAUGGGCCACGGUGCCGGAGCCACUGCGGCGGCGUACCAUCUACUGAACCCGACGAGCAGAAAAAUAUUCAAACGCAUGAUCCUGCUGUCGGGGAACCCUUUUUCCAUAAUGAAUCUGAACAUGCCGAACGUCGCUUCGACGAGGGCUUCGACGAUCGCGAAACGACUCGGCUGCUCUCGAGACGGAAACAUGAAGAGCGAGUCUUUUGAAAUUUUUCACUGCAUCGCAAGCAAAGACGCCAACGAGAUUGCCAAGGCCGCAGAGCUCGAGUUCACCCGAGGAGAGCUCUCUUUGAUGCCGCUCUUCACUUCGGAGGAUUUCCUGAAAAAAUCCCCGGAGCAGCUCGUGUACGAGAGCUCGAAAAUGGAUGACGUCGAAAUUUUGAUGGGCCACGCAAACAACGAGUACGCCGACUCGCUCUACUACACGGGCUAUUUCGACGCAGCGGACAAAAUCCUCCCGGGCGAUAUCAAGUACCUCAUCGGGAUGUUCUACGGUAUGUUUUUUCGGGCGAACGCUCUACCGAUCAUACGGUACUAUUUCCGGAACGAUCGAACGGCAAACGCGUCGUCCCUUCUGCGCACCGGAGGACGAGCCAUAUCCGACGGUCUGCUGGUCUGUCCCGGUCUCGAGUACGCGGAUGAAAUGUCGAGACUAGGCGCCAAAGUUUAUUACUACUCGUUCGAUCAUUCGUCCGCAUUCAGCAAAGCGCAAUUCGGCGCAACGUCUUCCGAAGAAGUUCUCUACUUUCUCGGAUCGAUACUCGGCCCUCUAGGAACUCAAUUAGGAGCUUCGCGAAAGGACCGACAAUUUGCUGAGGACAUGCUCGACGUCGUAACCACGUUCGUCUAUUACGGGCGCGCCUAUUCGGCGAAGAUGGAUACGGAAUGGCCUACGUACACGGCGAAAGCGCCGUACGCUGCCUCCUUGGAUAACAACAUGGCCCUAAAGUACGGCACUCGCGAAGAAGAAUGUAAUUUCUGGGCUUAUUUCUGGAACGACCACGAAAACGCCACCCUACGGAACUACACCCAUGUCGUAAUCGGCUGA